Zeugodacus cucurbitae (melon fly) is the source of this 2967-nucleotide messenger RNA. It is a transcript of the gene cbt, whose product is annotated as Krueppel-like factor 10. Gene Ontology annotation, molecular function: DNA-binding transcription factor activity, RNA polymerase II-specific; RNA polymerase II cis-regulatory region sequence-specific DNA binding. Bases 470 to 2038 code for a protein of 522 amino acids. The transcript is spliced from 2 exons. Gene Ontology annotation, biological process: regulation of transcription by RNA polymerase II. Lineage: Eukaryota; Metazoa; Arthropoda; Insecta; Diptera; Tephritidae. The record is from RefSeq and is a predicted model, not a curated record.
GUUUUCAUUCGUUUGUUGAAUAUCGAACGGAACGGUUCCAUAUUCUCUGCUCAGCUCCGCUUAUAGCUAGCAAAGAAGCAAAGUAGCAAAGUUUUAAAUAAAAGCAAAAAUACUAUUAUUAAACAAGAAAGAUUGUUAUUCAAACAACACCCAAGAGCAAAAGACACAGCAUUUAAAAAAAAUUCCAAACAGAAGAGAAAAAAGAAUUUGUAUUGGAAAAUUUAGCAAAAGCAAAAAUAAAAACAAACAAAUAUUGCCUAAAAGUGCAAGUGCAAAGUGUGAAAAAUUUCGCAAGCAAAAUUAAAUUGUGAAAAGUGCAGAAGAAAUAUAUUUUCAAAAAAUAAAUAAAAAAACAGUUGAGAAAAUCUCAAAAGUGAGUUGUAAAGUAAGCAGCAUUUGGAUUACUGCAUUUGGAUUACAAAUACCACAAAAACAAGAGCUUUUACUGGCGUACAAACAUACAAACACUAUGGAUAUCGCUUUAUUGCCUUCACCGCCAGCAACGCCGCCACUCUGCGAGAAACAGAUUGAAGAUGAAAAACCCUCAGCACAGCAUUUGCAUGAGGAGAUGCUCAAAGCAAAGCUGCAAUUCAGUCAGCAGAAAAAGCAGCAACACAUAAUCACCCCGAAUCCCUCAGAUACAGAAGAUGACGCUGAGACGCCACCCUGCAAGAAACAGCGCUUGGAGCUGCCACAGCCAGUUGCCGCAUUAACACCGCCACCAGAGACACAGAAACAACCGCAAUCACAGGAGCAACAACAAACACAGCGCGUGAGCGUUAUCAUGCAUGUGAACAGUUCCGGCAUUUGCUCCGCCAUCGACGAGAACUCGUGCUCCUCCACCAUUUCCAGCGUCUCGGCCGCGUCCACCACAACCACCACCAGCAACAGCAGCAGCAGUACAACAGUCUCACAGGCGCCGUUGCUCACAUCCGAUGACGAUUGCAGCGAAACUAAUGUGUGGCGCAGCUUGAAGUUCAAAAUGAAUCGCACGCGUUGCAGCAGUUUCUCAACGCCCGCCUCCGCGCACCAGCAGCAACAGCAACUACAAGAGUCGGCGCAAAAAGUACAAAACGAAAGCAAACUUGAUUUGGCGCAAACACAUUUCCGCUUCACACUGCCGGCGGUGCAAACAACCGUUAGCGCAACGCAACAACAACAGCAGCAGCAACAAAUGUAUACCACCACACCGCCACAGUAUCAAGUAAUCGCACCGAAAAGUAUUUACAUAACACCCACAGCGGCGUCCGGCAACGGCAGCAGCGCGCCCAACGCCACCACAGUCAUUCCCGCGCAAUUGUUGGUGCUAAACGCCAGCAAUGGCCUGCUACAGAAUGUCACCGGCACGCCAACCCCCAGCGCGCAACCACCGGCCACAACGCCCGUACACAAAAUGACCGCCGCGCAAAUAGCCGCCGAGCGUCGACGCAUCUACGUCUGCGAGUACCCGAACUGCGGCAAGAAUUACUUCAAGUCCAGCCACCUGAAGGCGCAUCAGCGCGUGCACACCGGCGAGCGGCCGUUCAUCUGCAAGUGGGCGAACUGCGAUAAGCGUUUCUCACGCUCCGACGAGUUGUCGCGUCACAAGCGCACACACACCGGCGAGAAGAAGUUCGUCUGCACCGUCUGCCAGAAGAAGUUCAUGCGCAGCGAUCACCUGUCCAAGCACAUCAAGCGUCAUGGCAAAGACAAGGCGAACGGUGUGAACCGUAAUGUCGCCGCCGCUACAAUGGCCGCCGCAGUGGCAGCCGCCAACGCCGCCGCAGCAGCAUGUGGUCAACAGCAAAUCGUCUCGGCUGUAGCAACACCAAUUAGUCAAAACAACAACACCACACACUUGCGUCCAAUAGCGCCAGCAUGUAGCGCGAAGCUUGCGCCUGCAACAACAACAACAGCCAAUGCCGCGCUGCAGCUGCAAAUCUGCAACGCCAGCGACUUGUUGCGGCUGCAGCAGGUGGGCGCAUUGCCAACCGCCUUCACCACGCUCAUCGCCGAUCAGCAGCAAUUGCAGGCGCAACAACAACAACAACAGCGUUAAGCGCUUACUAUAGUAAAGUGGCAGCAGAACAAAGCGCGCAAGCGUCCGUCAUUCCAAACUCAUUCUAAGUUGAAAAAGAAAAUGUCUCCAAUAUCCCAAACCUUUUGUCAUGAGCAGCAUGUGCACAUCUGUAUUAUAUUUAUUUGAUAUGUAAUUUUUGUUGUAAGCUUUUAACAUAUUUGAGCCAUAAAGCAUUACUUAAAGGCAUAGCUCCAUUAACACAUACAUACAUAUGUACAUUUAGGUGUAUUUAAUCUCAUAUAUAUAAAUGAUAAUGUACUUGUAUUUAUGCAAAAGCAGCCGGUAGACGCUGUCAAACCACGGUGGAUGUGCGCAAGCGCCUCCCACUUCUCUCAAAUAUACUAACCAACCUGUCAAAAUUUUCAAUUUCCCACAUUAACAAAUGUUUUUAGCAAUAAUUAACGGCUUAUUAAUUAUGUAAUUACCAUUCUCUGAUUAUCAUUUAAGUUAUUAAGUUUGUAUUUGUUUGUUAAUUUUUACCGCUAGCCAAUAAUUUUUUAAAACAAACUCUUUACAACAAAUUUGUAAAAAUAGUAAAAAAAAAUCUGUGAUAUUUAAGUUAUCUUAAACUGUGUACACACUUGCAUAUAUAUACCAUAUAUAUGUGUAGGUGAUUACAGCUAAUUUAUUAUAUAUAAUAUAAAUGUAUAUAAACUUAUUUACUAAACUUUCUUACUUGUAUGUAAAUAACUGCAAUUAUGUAAUUAAGUCUCUAUUGGUAAAAUGUAUGAGUUAAAAAAAAAAGAAAAGAAGAAAAAAUCAAAAUAUGAAAACAAAACAUAAGCAUAUUGAAGAAAGUAAUUAAAAAGUAAAAGAAGAACAAGAAGAAGACAAACUUAUGCAUUAAAAGAUUCAACUUAAAUACAAAAUAAACACUCUUUCCCAAGUGUCUAUCAAAUCAUAAUAAA